Messenger RNA from Phycomyces blakesleeanus NRRL 1555(-), 306 nucleotides. It is a transcript of the gene SDH4, whose product is annotated as succinate dehydrogenase flavo protein subunit 4 SDH4. The annotation marks the transcript as partial. NCBI's taxonomy places the organism in Eukaryota, Fungi, Mucoromycota, Mucoromycetes, Mucorales, Phycomycetaceae. The transcript is spliced from 2 exons. Gene Ontology annotation, molecular function: heme binding; ubiquinone binding. Gene Ontology annotation, cellular component: mitochondrial envelope; membrane. Gene Ontology annotation, biological process: tricarboxylic acid cycle; mitochondrial electron transport, succinate to ubiquinone. The record is from RefSeq and is a predicted model, not a curated record.
GGUGCAUUCCAUUGGAAUCUCGAGAGAGCAUCUUCUGUUGUUCUGAUUCCUCUAAUUAGCACACAGUUGGUGUUUGGAGCCUUUCCUGUGGUGGAUGGUUUGUUAGGUGUUCUGCUAAGAUACUUGAAUGUAGGUCUCGAAUCAUGUAUUACUGAUUAUAUCCCAAAACGAGUAUAUCCUCGCCUGAACAAGGCAGCCAAUUGGACUUUGUUUGGAUCUACAGGUCUGGUUAUGUGGGGAUGUUACGAAUUCAACACAAAUGAUGUUGGUCUGACUGAGUUUGCUCAGAGAAUUUGGGGAGCCUAA